Molecule: messenger RNA, 1302 nt
Organism: Hyaena hyaena (striped hyena)
Lineage: Eukaryota; Metazoa; Chordata; Mammalia; Carnivora; Hyaenidae
Gene: EIF6
Product: eukaryotic translation initiation factor 6
Exons: 6
Coding region: 310-1047 (245 amino acids)
Biological process (GO): maturation of LSU-rRNA; cytosolic ribosome assembly; assembly of large subunit precursor of preribosome
Cellular component (GO): nucleolus; cytosol; preribosome, large subunit precursor
Molecular function (GO): ribosomal large subunit binding
Source: RefSeq, a predicted model, not a curated record
GAAACGGAAACCUACUUCGGGCCGAAUAGAAGCUGUUGAAGCGUGCGGAGGUUGCAGUCGUUUGGUGAGCUGGUGUGGAGGGACCCCGGAAGGGACAGUUCCGGGAUCCCGGCAUCGUGAGUGGUAGGGGCCGGAAGAUUCCGGGCCAGAGAGUGUAGAGGGGUCCAGUGGGCGGGACCUGAGAUUUGAGAGGCCGAAAGGGGCGCGGUUCACGGCGGGCCCUGAAAGGCUGAGGCCGGGAGACCCGGACCCAGGGCGGAGAGAGGAUCCACUGGCCCUGAACCCCAGGUCCCGCAGCCCUUAGGCCUCAUGGCGGUCCGAGCGUCUUUCGAGAAUAACUGUGAGGUCGGGUGCUUUGCCAAACUCACCAACACCUACUGCCUGGUGGCCAUCGGAGGGUCGGAGAACUUCUACAGUGUGUUCGAGGGCGAGCUCGCUGAUACCAUCCCCGUGGUGCACGCGUCCAUCGCUGGCUGCCGCAUCAUCGGGCGCAUGUGUGUGGGGAACAGACAUGGUCUCUUGGUGCCCAACAACACCACCGACCAGGAGCUGCAGCACAUUCGCAACUGCCUCCCAGACUCAGUGCAGAUCCGGCGGGUGGAGGAGCGGCUUUCAGCCCUAGGCAAUGUCACCACGUGCAACGACUACGUGGCCUUGGUCCACCCAGACCUAGACAGGGAAACAGAAGAAAUCCUGGCUGAUGUGCUCAAGGUGGAAGUCUUCAGACAGACAGUGGCUGACCAGGUGCUAGUUGGAAGCUACUGUGUCUUCAGCAAUCAGGGAGGACUGGUACAUCCCAAGACUUCAAUUGAAGACCAAGAUGAGCUGUCUUCUCUUCUUCAGGUCCCUCUUGUGGCGGGCACUGUGAACCGAGGCAGCGAGGUGAUUGCCGCUGGGAUGGUGGUAAACGACUGGUGUGCCUUCUGUGGCCUGGACACAACCAGCACAGAGCUGUCAGUGGUGGAGAGUGUCUUCAAGCUGAAUGAAGCCCAGCCUAGCACCAUUGCAACCAGCAUGCGGGAUUCCCUCAUUGACAGCCUCACCUGAGUCACCUUCCAUGCUAUUCUGCCGGUUCCUGCCUCUGGACUCUGGCUCCCUCUGCCCCACCCAGCUAGGCGGAGGAGUUGGCAGAGAGCUUACUGGGAGUGAGUGGCUGGAUGCCCAGCUCUUCGCCUGUGCCCAUCUCCUGGAUCUACAGUUACUCCAAAAAUCUGCCAUGUUGUGCUGUCAGGCCUUACUGGCUCCUGACUGACCACUCUCUUUCCUGUACCACCCCCAUUAAAGGGCAGGUGUCUCUGGUUA